GGGGGGAGCGCCUCCCACGGACACGCCGUGCUCCUUAUCAAUAUCCUUAUUGGCUGAGCCGAGCCCACAGCGACCAUGAGGCUGCUGCUGAUCCUCAGUGCCCUCCUGGGGGCCUGCCUGGGCCUGGAGACCUUCGAGGGGCACCAAGUUCUCCGCAUCAACCCCAAAAAUGAGGAGCAGCUCGGGCAGCUGCAGUUCCUGGAGUCGCUGGAGCACCUCGAGCUGGAUUUCUGGAUAAGCCCCUCCGCCCCCGCCCUCCCCGUGGACGUGAGAAUUCCUGCCGGCAGCCUCCAGCCGGUCAAAGCCUUCCUGGAAUCCCAGGGGAUCGGCUAUUCCAUCCUGAUCGAGGACCUGCAGGAUAUUCUGGACAAGGAAAAGCAGGACAUGGCUGAGAGCGCCCAGAGGGAGCGAAGCGCCAGCUUCGACUUCGGCUCCUACCACACCCUGGAUGAUAUUUAUGCGGAGCUGGACCACCUUGCCUCUGAGCACAGCUUCGUGGAGAAGAUCCAGAUCGGGGAGUCCUACGAGAAGCGUCCCCUGUAUGCCCUCAAGUUCAGCACCGGCGGCUCCGCCCGCCCGGCCAUCUGGCUCGACGCCGGCAUCCACUCCCGCGAGUGGGUCACCCAGGCCAGCGCCCUCUGGAUCGCCAACCAGAUUGCCUCCGGCUACGGAACAGACUCCUUUGUCACCUCCCUGCUGGACAAGAUGGACCUUUUCCUGCUGCCAGUGGCCAACCCUGACGGCUUUGUGUACACCCACACCUCGAACCGCAUGUGGAGGAAGACGCGCUCCAAGAACCCGGGCAGCGUGUGCUUCGGCGUGGAUCCCAACAGGAACUGGGACGCAGGCUUUGGAGGUCCCGGGGCCAGCAACAAGCCCUGCUCCGACUCCUACCACGGCCCCAGCGCCAACUCCGAGGUGGAGGUCAGAUCUGUCGCUGACUUCAUCAAGAACCACGGCAACUUCAAGGCCUUCCUGACCCUGCACAGCUACUCCCAGCUCCUGAUGUAUCCCUACGGAUACAAGUGCACCAGGCCCAACGACUACGCCGAGCUGGAGUCCCUGGGAAGAGCCGCUGCCAACGCCAUCAAAUCCGUGUACGGCACCACCUUCCAAGUGGGGCCCAUCUGCACCACCAUCUACCAGGCCAGCGGGGGCAGCAUCGACUGGGCCUACGACCAGGGCAUCAAAUACUCCUUCGCCUUCGAGCUGCGGGACACGGGGCGCUACGGGUUCCUGCUGCCCGCCAACCAGAUCGUCCCCGCCGCCACCGAGACCUGGAUGGGCCUCAGGAAGAUCAUGGAGCACGUCCUGAAGAAGCAGCCCUAAGAGCCGGCGGUCAGCAGAGCGCUCUCCCCUCGGCCGGGACGGUGCAGAUGA
Molecule: messenger RNA, 1380 nt
Organism: Myiozetetes cayanensis
Lineage: Eukaryota; Metazoa; Chordata; Aves; Passeriformes; Tyrannidae
Product: carboxypeptidase A2-like
Exons: 12
Coding region: 76-1329 (417 amino acids)
Biological process (GO): proteolysis
Molecular function (GO): zinc ion binding; metallocarboxypeptidase activity
Source: RefSeq, a predicted model, not a curated record